This is a messenger RNA of Cooperia oncophora, 189 nucleotides long. NCBI's taxonomy places the organism in Eukaryota, Metazoa, Nematoda, Chromadorea, Rhabditida, Trichostrongylidae. The record is from the annotation of a GenBank genome assembly.
AUGAACACCACCGAGCUGGUCAAAGUAUGCAAUUCCCGAACGCAAUUUUAUCAGUGCCUGGGAACCUCAUACUAUGCAUGCAUGAAUCUGUUCAACAUACUCGAUACCAGUGAUCCAGACUUCACAAAUGCUUUCGACUACACCCGUACAUUCAUUGGUUUGGAAUUCAUGUGCAAUGCUGGAUUUGAA